UUGGUUGGGAGGGAUUGCUUGGGGAGGAGCAGGAAGAAGGAGAAGGAGAAGCCAAAGAGGAGGAGGAAGAAGAAGAAGAGGAGGAGGAGGAGGAGAGAAGGCAAAGGCCUUGGUGCUUGGGAGAGAGAGGAAGGUGGCCCAAGGACCCGGUGGCAUGGAUCCCACCACUCCCUGCCUUGCUCCGGAGCCAGCCCGUCUACACUGAGUGGAGCCCAACCGGAUCAAGCCCAUCUGCUGAACAAAAAGCAAAACUCCCCGAGUUCCUUCGGUGGGUUCCAUUAGGAUGGUGCCACAACAGGGCUGGAUUUUGGGGCCAAUGUUGCCAGAGUCCCCUUCGACAGAAUGAGCAGGAGGGCCCCCAAACGCCGCAGCGCUGGCUCCCCAGGCUUGGAAGCUGCGGAAUGACCUCCCUGUUCGUUGGUGGGGAAAACGAACAGAAGAUUUAUCUGAGCCCGUUGACAUUUGAGGAUGUGGUCAUCUAUUUCACGGAAGCAGAGUGGGCUCUCUUGAACUGGACACAAAGAGCCCUCUACAAAGAGGUCAUGCAGGAGAAUUACCAGAAUGUGAUGUCGUUGGGCACGUCUCCCAUCUCGCAGGCCCCCACUGCCACGGCAAAAGAUACCCAGGAGUCCCAAAGGCAGCGGGCCAAAUUUUGGAGCAAGGAAGAGAUCGGGCUCUUUGUUGACCUCUGGAUCAGCCCAGAGGUGCAAAAUGAACUCCGGAACAUGUACCACAAUGAGGCCGUCUUCAAUUGGCUCUCAACGGAAAUGGGGCUGCGCGGGUACAACCGUUCAGCCCGUCAGUGCCGCGAGAAGAUGAACGCUCUGAAGAAGAAGUACAAGGAAGUCACCACUCAGAGUAAGGGCUCUGGAGUCGAUCUCAGCGUCAUGCCUUACUACAACAAACUAGCCAUGAUCCUGGAGAAAAGAGACACUACGCCCAAGUCUGGCUCAAGCGGUGCUUCUGAGAAAGGACAGUGGCAAAGACAGUCGAAUCUGGCGCUGGCCAGGCAGACCUCCCCACUUGCUCUUGGGACUUCUGGACAGGUUGCAAGAUCACCGUUAACCGCUGCACCAGUAUUACGAUCCUCACUGUCUGCCACCCAAGGCAAGCCACCUCCUCAAAAGCAGCCUCGCCUUCUGCCAGAUAGUAAGUUUGGCCUCACUCAGGCAUCCCCCACUCCCAGUGGGAGUAUGACUGCGACACAGGCGGGCAAAAACCACCUGGGUCUGCUCACUCCAAAAAUCAAGGAGGAAGAGCCACAGGAUGAGCAAAACAACUCGAUUUCCGCCGUGCUUCCAAGUACUCUCCUGCCUGUCGAAGUCCGGGUCGUGGAUGAGAACGGCAUCACCAUUGCCUCAGUGGAAUGCAAACAAGAAAAGGAGGAUGAGGACGAGGAAGAGGAAAACCCUGAAACUGCCAAGAUUGAGAUGGACUUUGACACGAAGCUCAUAAAAAGUAUUGUGGCUGACGGUGACCCUCCAGAAGCUGCGAGCAUCGAGAUGGACCCCAACGGGCUGUCAGAGUUCUCAGAGGACCUGUACGGUGAGGCCGAAGAUGUGCCCGGGGAUUUGCUGCAGUCUUUGGAAGACCGUUUCUCUUCUUACCAAGGGCUUGAAGACAGCAUUCUGGACCGGGAAAAAGGAGACCAAGAGCGCCCGCUCUCCAGAGCUUUAUCUACAGCUGAAAGUCUCAUUCAGGAACAGGAACGCAAAGCACUCGAAAACGCUGAUGCAGCCUCUAUCCUCUUGGACAUUGUGGGGUGCAAGGAUCCAAACUCUGGUGGCGAUACUGUUGGUGACGAACCCCCCUUGAGCCACGUCCUGCCGCCUGGCGACUUCGAUGGCGAUGCCCCGUUGACCAGUGCCCAAAGAGCCGCUAGAUUCAGGAACAAGAGGAAAAUAGAGAGAGCUCAGCUGGCUAAGGACCUCAUCAAAGCCACCAAGGAAACGGGGGAGCAAAUUCGGGAUGCUCUCUACGACCUUGACAGCAAGGAGUCGCAGCGGCGGGUAGAUGACCGCCGGGUGGCCUUCUGGUGUGCCAGGCAUAUUGCCAAAAGUAUACGGGACUCCAGCCAGACGAUGGCCACGGCCAUGCGUGACUCGGACGUCGCCUUCCAGCGGUGCAUGGAGAGCUAUACUGCCGCCCUGGAGAGGCAAACAACUCUGUUGGAGCGUAUUGCAGACACAUUAAGUGGCCAAGUGGCUACUCCACAAUCCUCCUCAGAGGCUUCUAGAGAUGGCACGCCUGUAAUGCUUGUACGAGAGAGUACCACGCCAUCCCCUUCCCAGUUGCCUACUAAGGGGAGUCCUGGAAGUCCCCCAAAAGAGUCUCCUCUGAUGGAGAAACCAGCCUCAGAAGAAGGAAAAGACACCUAAUGGAUGGGGUGAGAUCAGACCAAAGGCUCGAGGGAUACUCAUCCCUCCAGAUGAUAUUGGAUUGCAACUCCCAUUGCUAUCUUUUUGAAACUGGUGUUUUUUUUCCCCCUUCUUCCAAGUUGUGCAUUAAAUUUGUAUGCUUUUCUUGAUUUUAUGUUUUCAUAGAAUCCUAGAGUUGGAAGAGACCUCAUCCAGUCCAACGCCCUGCCAAGAAGCAGGAAAAAGCAGGCAUUUUAAUUGCAUUCAUGGUAUUCUAGAGUCAUAAACCACCUUGAGUCUCAUCCAUAGGAAAAAAGCAGGAAAUAAGUUGAGUCGGUCAGAUCAAAUUGUCCUUCACCAUUGGCUGUGCUGAUUGGGACUCAUGUGAUUCCAGUCUGGUAG
Molecule: messenger RNA, 2759 nt
Organism: Anolis sagrei ordinatus
Lineage: Eukaryota; Metazoa; Chordata; Lepidosauria; Squamata; Anolidae
Biological process (GO): regulation of DNA-templated transcription
Source: RefSeq, a predicted model, not a curated record